Fusarium coffeatum is the source of this 891-nucleotide messenger RNA. RefSeq lists its product as uncharacterized. The record is from RefSeq and is a predicted model, not a curated record. NCBI's taxonomy places the organism in Eukaryota, Fungi, Ascomycota, Sordariomycetes, Hypocreales, Nectriaceae. The coding region runs from base 1 to 891 and encodes 296 amino acids. The transcript has a single exon.
AUGUCUCUGUUUAUAGGAAAUCAACCUUCAACCGUCCUUGGACGACGACAGAAUGUCUCCUCCAGACCCAGAAAAUGUCCUAGACCAAAAGGAAGACUCGAAGCGAUGGAGUUCAUGGCUAGUGGAAAGGAUGAAUUUGUCAAACGGGCUCGAGAUGCUGCUCUGCGUGAGACCUACAAGUCUCAUUCACAACCAGUCUCCUCCUCGAAGCAGGAUCACCGCUUGGCCACUGGUAAGCCAUCCCUUCUACCUUCGAACCCUAACCUUAAGCCAAUCCCCGACAAAGUUAUUGAUGAUUUGAAUAACAUUUCUUUGGACAUCACUAUAAAUCAAAUCAAGUUACCAGCACCACAAUCAUCCCUACGCUCUGAAGAUCGACAUAAAAGGGCUGUUAGGCACGACGAUUCUCGAACUCAAUCCUACUGGGACACUCCCAAUCUUCCUCAAAGUCAAGUACCACCUGCCCGUAUCAUACACUCGGUUCACCGGCCACGUACUAACAACACUGAGUCUUGUAGCAGACUAAUCAACGAGUCUGAGGAUGAUUUGGAAGAAGAGAUGGAAGAAGAGGUAAAGAUUUUGAAAGUCGCUUUCAAACCUGUUCGCAUUAUCCGCGGCCAUGUAUGGCAAAAUGUGCAGCCGCAGGUUGCGACUAUUGUCGAUCCUUCCAUGGAAGAGUCUUCAUCAGAUUCGGAGGCUUCUGUCAAAGAAGUCUUUGUAAAGCAGCCAGAGGAGUUGCACCAAAACGUAGAGGUUGUGCGGUCAGUGCUAACGGCCAGAGAUCGUUGGACGACUCUGAUCAACUCGGAUAAAUGGAACACGAACAAGGCUGUGGAUAUGGAAGAGGAGGCUGUUCUAUUCAAUGAACGUCCUGGGAGGAAAUUGUGCUAG